AUUUGCGCAAGUUUAGUUUGUGUAUGAGAAUUCCACCUAAAAGCUAUAGGCCUUCGAACCGCAGGCAUGGCCGCCGCACUUGGAGUGAUUUUAUUUACCUACAUUAGCUUAGUCUUUCUAGUUACCCAUAGGAUAUGUAUGAUGCAGUGUAAUCCGAUGUCCAGACCUGGUAAGAGUCGUUAAAGUGAAAGAACAGAGGCAGUGUUGUUGUUGGUUGCGCGCGAUUGUUCUCCCGGAUCGAUCGUGGCAACGGCUGGAUCGGGGAACUUUAUAACUCGUUUAUAUUUAGAGUCUGUGGUUUAAAACUCUAAUGUGUUAAACUUCAACAUUUGUAGGAGUAUACCAGGGAGAUAUGGGCGAUAUGCGGUUCUCUGGAAGCCACGUACAGGUAAACGUUUGCUGUCAAACUUCCUGAAACGUGGGUUGCGUUAGGUUUUUAACUUAACUUGUUAUGUUUUGCAAUGCAAAUAGAGAACUUGGAACUGUGGCGUUAUAACUUUUGCUAGGUCAACUCACCACCUUGCUUUACUCAACCGGAAGCCAAGUCGACUCUUUGCUUGCAUCUUCACGUUAUUUGAGUUUGUUAAUUGUCGACAAACUACAGGUUACUCCAAGUUGUAUUUUAUGACGGUGCAUGUCUAUUUGAACACUGUCAAACUACAGUUGCGUUUUCGUUUAAUAACCCGGUAUUAUUUUGUUAUCUUCCUAGGCCGAUGGCUCACAUCAUAACAGAAGGUACAGUAAAGUAGAAAAAUAUGGUUUAUAGUCAGUAAGAAAACAAAGAAACGAUAAAUUUCUACUAAUAGGGUGGAUAGGUCUAGGAACCAACACCCCCAUUCUCAUGUUGAAACUGUCUAGUCGCCCACGUAACACGAGGCUUUCUUGCUGCAGUUGUUUUUAGGAUCAGUUUGCCUAUUGUUCAAGUGUUUAAGUAAGCAGUGAGUGUGUUUACUGGUUUCAUUAAAUCCCUAGUCUUUACUUAAUUCCUUUCUGCGAAACUUGUUUCUGGCCUCAAAUGACACGCUCUUGAUUCUUCGUGACAAUAUUUUAUUACGGUCAUAUUAAAACCGUACGUUCGUAUAUUAACCGUGUCAUCGCCGUAUAAUUCUGCGCUUAGCUUCAAUUUAGUCCGUUUGAACCGCUAUAAUGUAAGUCUUAUUGCAAGAUACUGUAGACUUUUUCUGGUCUUGCUUGCGUGUUUCUCGAGAAAAGCGAAAUGUGAAUGGACUUUAGAUCGAUCUCUUUCUGUUUAAUAAUUUUUGGGGGUGACUAGUUUGUUAUUUAGCUUAUCAUGUGUUGUAUCUUCCGUUGGUCUGCUGUAGUAAUGUACUGGUAUUCUUUUCUUUUAUCUCUUAUUCCUAAUUUUAACGUUUAAUUUUACCAGCGUAAAUUUCAUAGAUGACAAUUUUAAAUCUUUUAAGGUGACAGGAAAUGUAAUGCUAAUCAACAGAAAUAGUGAUUGAUCAAUACUUUUUACAAUCGAAUUGACAGUGAAAUUCUCGUGCUAGUAUUUGACCUGAUCAAUCUGACUCUUGAACCUUUUAAAUAUUUUCUGAGGGAGUUUUUGUGUUUUAAUGUUUUCAUAGUUCAAACGAUGAUAAUCUAAACACUCCGGAUAGUAAGCAAUAAAAAUUAUUGCUACCUUAUUAUGGAAUCUUAUUAUGUUUUGACUGGAAAAGUUAUAUAUAUAUUUUUGGUUUCUUCUUUUCAGGGGGCAGCCCAAUAUUAGACAUAUUCGGUUUGAGCCAUCAUAUUUAGAUUUCUACGAACAGUAAGUUGUAAAUUAAUGUAUUUUUUUCUCUUCAGUGUAUUGUAUUUAAAAACGCAGGUUGUACAAGAUUAUGUUGUACAACUUUUAAUUUGUCAUCUGAUCAGUUUUGGUCACUGGUAUACCCUGUGAUAUCUUUUGAUUAUCACAUGUUUGGAGUACUAAAACUUUUAAGAUGAAUACUGUGAGAUAGAUUUAACAGUGCUUCUGGUAACGAUAUUACAAUUAUUAUUAGACUUUGGACUUUGGAAGAGUUUCCAUGUUCAAGUGAGAAUAAAACUAAAGUGCAUUUUAAGUACUUUCAUUAAAUCAGUGAGUUCCAGUAACUAUUGAGUCAUUGUGUUAGGCUAGGGAUGAUUAACGAUAAAAAAACUCACUGACUUUAUAUAACUAAGUAAUGCAAGAGUGAAAGUUGCACACAUUUGCAUAGCUGGUAGCUGCAUGUUAGCAGUAAUGAUAAAUCUAAAAAAACUCGGCUACACUUGUUCACGUGAUGUACUUGACGUUAACUUGAUGCAAAAUUCAGUGACCUGGAAAUGAGAGGCAGGUUAAUUUAAUAUCUUAUCCCUCUUAGUGGAUUGUGUUCUUUGUGUGCUCUGAUUGACAAAAAAAUAUUUGGACUUGCUUGGUAACAUAAUAUUGGCUCAUCACAUCCAGGCCUUGUUUUUCAAUUCAGAUUUUCACAUAAUUUGUAAGUAAAGAUUGGCAUGUGCCCAAAUAGUUAUAUCAAAUUUGUUGUGUGUGUAACUGGUGUGAAGGGAAUUGAUAAGCCUGAAUGCUCUUGUGGUUCUAUAUUUUCCUUCUUUGAAAGUAGCCAGGAAUCCCCCCCCCUGCCCCCUGCCCAUAAUGCAUCAGUCAUUUGAAACCCUGGCCCCCAACCCCAGGGGCAUAGCAGGAAAUAGCGGGGAUAUAACACGGCCAAGGCCAGGAUUAACACACUUUUAACAGCAUGUCAGCCCUGGGGGCGUUGGAAUUAAUACCUGUUUUACUCAGGUCAUGAGCGGGGAUUUAACGGCACAUACGCAUUUUCAGAAGCGGGGACAGAAGCAGGGAUUUAACAGGGGCCUCCAGGGGCUUAUUUUCCGAGGGGGGAUUUAAUGGAAGGUUUUUUGCAUCAUGAGUUUGGGGUGCUUAUAUUUGGAGGGGCUUCUACACGGAGGGGCUUAUUUUCGGAAAUUUACGGUAUUUUCGGAGUUGGAAAACAAAUCCAGCUAGUGGUCAGGGUGGGACUUGACCCUUCUGAUUGCAAGUCUAGCACUCUGCUUGGCCAUGCUACCUCACAGAGAGGUACAUAAAUGUUUUCUAAUCAGUAUUUGUACAUAUUAUUCUUUAAGGUCUGUGGGUAUGCCAAGCAUACGAACAGUAGCUAUUAUAAACCCACAUACAGAGCAGACUCUACAGCUGCAAUCUCUAUCUGGGAGUACUGUACAUUUCCAUGCUUCUUUUUUUCAAUCAAAAGUAAGUGGUGAUGCUGAUACUAAGUUCUUGUAUGUAGGACCAAAACAGCGAGUGAAAUGUGCGAGUGCAGAAAAUUUAAUCAGUGAUUGAAAGAAUGAGGCAUGUAACAAAAUAGUGCACUGAUUUUACUGAAAUGCAAUGGGCUGGAGGAUAUUUUCUGCAAUCCUGUACUUGUCCUUUGAAUGGUAGAAAAAUAGUCUGUGAAAACAGCUGUUUCUCCUUGCUGGUCGCUGCUGGGGAUGUUUCGCGCGGAGCACCAUCUGCGACUAAGUGGCAGGAAUUCCAUACUGAUGAUGGAAAUCAAUGUUUACAUAAUAAAUGCGGUAGUCAUGGGGUUCCCAUUGCAAAUUUGUUCAAUUUUACUUUUCUCCUGACCGAUUUUGGUAAAGUGUUGUGUUCAUCUGCGAACGAGCUCCAGCAAAAAUAAAUGCUUCUUCUAGAGAAGACUAUAUUCCUCAAAUUUUGACUGUUUUGUUAGAGAUUCAUCAUGUUUUCAUUUGACCUUUGUAGCCUUUUGUCUUUUGUCUGGCAUUCAUAAACAAUAGCUAAAACAAUGUAACUACUCUGUCGACCAAUCAGUGCUUCUGACUGGAUUCUGGACAGAUUGUAACGCCGUCAAUACGGAAUUUCUGUUGCUGAGUCGCAGACGUUCCUCCCCGCAAAACGUCCCCUGUUUUCGCAGGCUAGUAGAAAAGAUAACCAGGGAUGUUACUAAGAUUUUAAGUUGCCGGAUAAAUACAACAAGUAGGUGGGUAAUCAAACAGCUAGGGAUUUCCUUUGGCUCUAUUUUUCUUCUAUUUUCCUAUGAAAGUAGCCAGGGGCCAUGUUCAUAGUAGCCAGGGAAAAUCCCCGGCCCCUGGCUCUUCAUGACAUCCCUGGGUAACUUGUUUGCUUUGUGGUCUGAUUUAAACAGCCUUUUUUUAAAUCAAACUACAGUCAGCUCUCUUUUAACGGACACUUCACUAAGACAGACACUCAGAGAGUUGAUUCCUGCCUUUCUGUAUUCCUUUAAGUUGACUCUGUAUGAGAUGGACACAUUGUUCCUGUCCCAAAGGUGUCUGUCUAGAAGGAAGUUGACUGUAUUCUUAAUUUGAAGCAUGAUUGCCAUGAUGCGUCAGUGAUUUUGUUACCUCUGUGUCCUGCGUCCCUGAUGCAUAAAAAGAGGCAAAAUAAUUCAUUACAUGCGUCCUGUGGGAUGCAAAGAUCGAUUGAUUGAUCGAGCUGAAGAUGUUUUUGUAGAAUAUCUUGUUUGUGUGAUUUCUGUGACUGUUCUUGUUGCUGUUGUUUAAUGAGGUAUAUUUAUUUUAGUCUUUGUUGUGCUUUAUGAUAGGAGUUUUUUAUUCCAGUAAACUGUAUUACAGAGUUUUGAAGUCUGUCUUCAGAUUAAUUGUCUGCAUGGUUACAUAAAGGCCCCCAAAAAAUUCAGUUUAAGAGUCAUUGUUUCUUGAUCUGGAACCCAAUGACUCUGGACUGGGACUCAUGAUUUGUUUUGCAAGAUGAGCCCCAGGACUCACCAUAACUAUUGGUAACAAAAUCACUGAUGCUUUGCAAAAUACCUUCAAUUGAACUUGUGUCUUUUUGUCUACAGGUAGUUCAAGCAUUAGGAAAUACAACAUUUGAAAUUGUGUUUUUAGCAAGACUAGUUGGAAAUGUAGAAAAUACAUUAUUUAUUCACACCUCCAGAGGAGUUUAUCCUUAUCAGGUAGAUUAAAAAGUCCUGAAUAUUAAUACACUGGUGAAAAUGUGCAUAUUAAUUGUGGUGAAUGAUUUUAUUAUGAUCUGUAAUUCCUCACUGCAAAGAAUUCCUUUCUUGACUUCCUGUUGUGCUAACUCCCUGUUUUUCUAUCAUUUUACCUUCAGGGUCGAAAAAUAUUGUUGCUUUUUUCACAAAAUGACUGUAUACUUACGUGCCCUUGAUAUCCAUUGUACACUUUCUCUAAAAUGACAGGUGUUAAUGGCAUUUUGCAUUGUAGUUGUAGCUAACUUAUAAAAGCUUUGUUAGUACAAGUAGACAGGGUUCCUACAGAGUCUGUUACUCAUCAUCAAAUCCCAUUCAAUCUAGCCAAUAGCCAAGACACAUAAUCACAGAGCAAGAGGUUUCAGAAUUCUGUUAUGUCUGCAUUGCACGAUGGUUACGGUACAUUUGCAGUGCAUCAUAAAAAAAGCUUGUUUGACUAUUUUGGUAACCUUGAGUCUUGAAAAAUAAACAAUAAUUGUUUAUUGUUUUGUUAAAAGUCUGGAAAAAGUCUUGAAUUUUGGAUGCAAAAUCUGUAUGAACCCUGAGUGGAGUUAUUUGAUGAUGCUCAGCUCUUGGUCCUUUGAUUCUUAUCAGUGUCAUGCUUACUGUUUAUCAUUUCAGGUGUUUGGAGUUGGGGUUCCAAACCCAUACAGAUUGCGUCCUUUUCUAGGGGCAAGAGUACCCCUGAACUUUAGUUUUUCUUCUCUCAUAAACAUGCAUAAUCCAUAUAGUUUUCCUCUUCAAGUAAGUAGUUUUAAGAAAUUUGUAUUAUAAUUAAUGGGUGCUAAUGUGGUUUGUUUUUCGCCAAAGUCACUCAUGAUUUGCCACUGUUUGGCUUUACAGUUCAGUUGGCAGAGCGACAGUAGUUUUAAUUAUGGUUGUAAUUCCCACCAAUACUCAGAUAAUUUUUUCCUUGCUUUGCAUUUUUCCGUGAUAUCCUAUACAAAGGCUAACUAAUGGGGAAAAUUUCAAGAAUAAUCUCUAUAGUACUUAAUUUUUUUUACUCAGAGCUAUUAUUCUUUGUGACACCAUUCUUGUAGUUCAUGUCUGUGUUUGUCAUUGUUAGCAACUUGAUUAUACAUGUAUUUUUCUCCGACUGUCUCAGAUUAUAGAAAUGUACUCAAGUGGAGGUGAUCUACAUUUAGAGCUUCCUUCUGGAUUGGAGGAAGCACCACAAAAACACUGGGUAUGCUGUUCAAACAUUAAUUUUUUUUAUGUUUGGUCAACGUCUGUCAGACCUUUUGAAAUGUUCUGAAAAUCAAGGUUGUGACCUCAUUAUUGGUUGCUGUAUCAUCGUCUUGACCCUCUAGCACUUAAAAAAAGUUUUGCAAACUGUUAAAUGAGUCAGCAAGUAUUAGUUUUGUUGUCAUCAUUGUUGCCAAGACUUACACCACCAUCACCAUCAACAUUGCCACUGUCAUCAUCAUUGUCAUCAUCAUCAUCAUUAUCAUCAUCAUUGUCCUCCUCCUCCUCCUCCUUUUCCUUCCCCUUUACUCCUUUUUGUGCUUAUUCAGUCUAACUUCACACUUUCUAUCUGCAAGUAAAAUGUUUCUCUUGGCCUUUUGGAGUCAUUGUAAUAUUACACAUGCAUCCAAGUCCUACUCUGCCAGUGCAAGUAGUUUGAUAAUAUUGUGUGUUUCCUUACGCAGGAAAUUCAACCAUAUGAAACAAAAGUACUCAUGAGAGUAAGCUUUGUUGGUAGAGUCGCAUCAAAUCAUACUGCUUUUAUUCGCAUCAAAGCUAGCCAGCCAGCACCUAAUCAAGAGCUGCUGAUUUUACCAGUUGAAGUGGAAGUCACAGCAGGUAAUGAAGAACUGUGUUUUUUUGGAUUUAUUAAAGUGCUUUUUUUUAAUAUUCAUUAAAGCUUUUGUUUUGGAAAUUAUGGAGGUUAUCAAGUCCUGCCUGUAAUGGUGUAAUGAAGUGUGACAUUUUCAUAAAAGUUGUUUUGUUUCAUUCCACAGCUCCUGGUCUCUUUUCUUCCACUGAUAUGUUAGACUUUGGAACUCUUAGAACAAUGGGUAAGCUAGACAGCAUUUAUUACAUACAAAUACAUGCAUUUUAAGAAGUUUAGCGAUAAAACCGAAAAUGACAUUGCGUUCAUUCUCUGGAUUUAUAUUUGUAGAUGUUGUGGUUCAAUUUCAUCCGUGGUUAAAUCUUAUUUCCCUUUGUUUUGAGGUGUGGUAAUGUAUGAUAAUAAUUAAGUUUGAAACAACGGAAAAUAAAAUUUAAACCAGGGAUAAAACUGAACCAUUACAUUGACAUACGGUAGUUAAGAGAUCUCAGAGCAAGAAGAAUGUGCUUGGUAUGUUUUGACCAAAUUAAUAUAGUCGAAGCUCUUCUUGUGACCACUCUCAUAAGCGACCAGCCCUAGUUACGACCACCUUGUGAAACCCCGUUUGAACUGUGACUUAAACUUUGUCAUGAAAAGCUCUCAUAAGCAACUGCGCCCAUUUUUAGGAUUACCAAACUGGACUUUUCCUUUGUUUUUAAGCUCUCGUAAUUGACCAUUCAGCAACCACUCUGAGUCUUACUCAUAUAAAUCAACACUUUAAUGAAACUUUGCACUGCACUAAUGGUGAUAUAAAGACACUCUUUAAACAUUAGCUUCUUUUGUUUUUCUUUAUGAAUUAUUUAUGAGUUUCUUAAGUUCUCGUAAUCGACCACCAUCUAUUGUUUUAUCAUAUGGUCGCUUAUGAGAGCUCAAUCUUGUAAGCAACUAGCUUUAGUUACGACCACUUUUUCGAAUUUUUGUGGUGGUCGUUUACACGAGCUUUGACUGUAUCUUGAAUUGGUCUUCAUCAGCGGUUUGAAUGGCAAAUUAGUGAUGGUCAUGUGAUCACAUUAAGCAAUUGGUGUCAAAUGUGAAUGGCAGCUUUAGUCCCUUGUCCCUUUUCAGUGAUGAUUGUCAGGCAUUUAUUUCCCUCUGAUAUCUAUCACUGAACUUUUGUCACAGUAUCAUUUGCAGUCGUGUGACCUUCACAUUCAAUAAGCUGACAGAGACCUUCAUGUCUGGUCAUUAUAAUAAAAUAACAGGACAGAACUUUCAUCUUGCUCUGCAUUCUUUAGAAUAAUAUCUAGGAAUAGUGUAAUAAUGUGGCUACCUUUGUGAACAUAUUAGGUUUAGAAAUUUAGGAUUUAAUAUUACAAUACUGCACCAUAUGGUACAUUUCCUCUUUAAACCCAUCAACAAUAGAUGAGCAAUGAAAACUGCCCAGUAGCAAGAAACAUAGCAGAAUGACUUGACAUCUAAAGCUGAGCUGUAAACACAUGGGCCCCUGAAUGCAACCCCUGGCCACCCCACAUACCAACCCUUGGAGGGAAAACUGCUGACCAGCAUUAUUUCAUUUUUUGACUUAGCCUAAAUUGCAUUUAGGCACAUAUAAUAUUAUUAUUAUGCAUUUUAUGUUGUGUUUGUGAAUCUUUGACAGAUGAGCCCAAAAGUAUAGGUUUAUAUCUUCUUAAUGCUGGACACAAGCAAGUUCAUAUUUCAGUGAGUAUUGCUACUUUUCAGUCUUGAAGUAUUAUUUUUCAGACGGGGGCUAUAGAUACCUGGUGUAUGUUAAUUCACUGACAUUCUCAAGAUUUCCACUCUUGCAAUGAAUGUUAUUAGUAGCAGCAGCAACCCAGCAUGGCCCAUGUUGACAUAACACAUGUGUAUUAUGCAUUUGAUAAGAUGCAAAGGUCAUGUAAUUUCUAUGAGGUUUUCAUCAUCUUAUAUAAGGCACGUCUUAUCUUAGAACAAGUGCUACAGGCUGUGCCUAGAUAAGAUGUGUCUUAACCAAGUCACACCUUAUUUCACACAAAAUGUGUCUAAUUUUCCUUUCAUAAAUGUCCCUAUUUUUGCACACCGUUGAGUUUCCCAUCAGCAUUAUAAUAAUUAUUAUCAUACUCAUUGUAACAAGUAUUUUUUUAUUUCUUUUAAGGCAAUAUCUGUGGACCCACCAAAUAACGCACUAUUUAUUAGUUUCACAGUAAGUAAACCAUCUUUGUCGUCGCCUUUGGCGUUGUUAAAAACUGGUUGUCUUGAUCAAUGUGCAAUAAUUUAAGUUAACUGUUUUCUUUCAUUUGAUACUUAGCCAAUGCUUUUAAAGCCAGGGACAAAGUAUGUUAAAGUAGCUACAGCAACAUAUUCUGGUGAGGGUUAGAUGAUUGAUUGGAUUAAAAUCACUUUGGUUAAACUGUUCAAAGCAUCAUAGAAAAAAAUUCUGUUGACAAUUUAAAUCUGUUUUUCAAAAAUAAUGAACCUCUGCUGGCAUUAAUUUUGAAUAUUGCGAACUGGCAAGCUCACGCAGGGUUCGUAGAUGUUCUCUUUGAAGUGACUGCAUAGAUUAUAUCAUUUAUAGAUGGUAUAUUAUUUUUGGUAGCCUUGGGCCUUUUCCAGUGUAUCUAGUACUUUCUUUUUGCUGUUUUUGGUGAAUAGAGAGCCGUAGAAAAACCUGUGUAAGAAAUACAGUUGUCUCUCUCUUAACGGACACCUCCAUAAGAUGGACACCUCUGUAAAACGGACACUCAGAGCUGGUCCCUACCUUUCUUUACUCCCUUUAUUUGACUCUCUAUAAGACAGACAUCUCUCUAAGGCGGACACAUACUGCAGGUCCCCAAGGUGUCCGUCUCAGAGAGAGUUGACUGUAUGACCUUUCAUGGGGUCCUUGUACUGACAUUUGAUUAUUAAUGUUUUUGUGAUUAUUUUGUUAGCUUUCAAUGUGAAGAGAAGCAGGCAAGCAAGUGGAAAAGUAAUGAUAAAAACCAACAGUAAAAUAACACCAAGGCUAGAAAUUCCAUAUCAAGUGAACAUUCUUCAAGGGUGAGUUUGAUAAAUUAAAUAGAAUACUUUGGUAUUUUAUAGCAUUUCUAUCACCAUUUAGAUAUGAAAAUUAAACUUCCUUUUGACUGUUUUGUUCUUAUUGUUAUUGUUAUUGUUGUUUUACUUUACCACAUUUAUGUGUGGAAAUCUGGUCAAAGUCUUUUACACAAAGCAAGUAGUCUGGUUUCGGAGCCAUUAUUUCUAUGUUAAUGUGCUUUUUUGGUGAAAAAUAUUAGAUAACAAAACAAAAAAAGUAAACAAUUAUUAUUUUUUAGUCUCUGCUGCCACCUUUUUGCACAUGUAAAUCAGCCUUGAAAAUACUAUCAGGAUUCACCCACCAGCUAGGCUGUCAUAAACAUCUCCUGCUGUGAUAUACUCUAAAAUACUUUUAUUUUCUAUUAACAGGACAAUAGCUUAUUCUGUAAGCAAGACACGAUUCUUUGUAGGAAAACCUCCAUUUGUUCCUGUCAUAAGGGAACUUCCUAUCACAAACACAUUUAGUUUCACAAUGAUUAUUUAUGAUGCUGCUUUUCCGUCAGAGGUGGAAAGUGUAUUUUCUGUAAGUACAGUUUUAGACAACUGUGAUUUUCUUAUAUCAGAUGUAUUUCUUGAGUCAUUCUGUACUUGGAAACCAGGGGCUGAAGCCCAUCCUUAAAAUUUUCCCAAAGGAUUUUUCUCCAUUUUCAAUGGACAAUGAUUGGAAUAUCUCUUAACUGAUGUGACGUUUGGGAAUGUGACUCCAGAUUCAAGGUCCAUACUUAGUGAUCGUUCCUUUGCUUAUUUAAGGCAGUGUUGGUUUGUAAAAAUAAAUAAUGCUUUGGUGGUUGUAGUACAAACAAAAAGUGCGUCUUUUUCUUCCCUUCCGCGUGGAAUUGGAAUUUGAAAAUGUGCUUUUUGAGGAGAAAGAAAACCUGGUGUGGGUGUGUGUGAGUGGAGAAAAUUUCACCUCUCGAUACAAGAGCAAAAGUCACCAACAAACUCAACCCCCAUGUGUUUCCCCCUUUUGGACUUGAGCAGGCACCAAAUUGAUGUGAGGCAAGUGCUAUCUCUCACCUUUGUUCUGGCGUUGAUCCUCCUAUGUUAUUUUGGAGAUGCAUGUAUAAAAUAAUAAGUCAUCAUAAACUGAGAUCAUAAACUUUCAAAUGCUGCCUUUAUAUUAUACAUUUUUUUGUAAUAUUUGUGUUUUUGUUGAUCUACAGAUUGUAAAUUUUACCAAACCAGCAAUGAUCCCUCCUCAGAGCACAGUUACUCCUUUCUUUGUGCAUUUCCUUGCCAAUACAUCAGAUAUAGCAUUCUCUACAAUUCUUAGAGUCUACACAAAUGCAUCUAUUUUUACCGUGCCUAUUCACUGCUUCAAUGGAAAACUCAAGGUUGGUCUUGUGUCGCUGUUAUUUCUUCAAUAGACCUUUUUAGCCUGGGUUUCAUGUUUGGGUGUUAGGUGAGAAAUAUCUGCAACCCCUGGUUUUUGUGGCUGAAGAAACCCAAUCUCAUUAACUCUGUUUUGCUUUUAAUAGUUGGCUUUAGAAACCCUCCUCUCCCUUUCAAGUUACUUAAUUUUGGAAUGACAUGAGUCAAAGUAACUCAAAGUGGAUAAAAAUGAAAACAAAGGGCACUUUCCAUUCAACCCAAAAUUGCAGAAAUUUCUGUUAGCACAGCAUAUGGAACGAACCAUUUCAGUUUGGUCCAACUGGAUUAUUCAGGACCAGCUUUGAAGGUGGUCCACUUUGACCUGUCUGGUCAUUUCAGAUGGUCGAACCGAAAUGUCCCUUUUCAUUUGACAAAGUUGAUGUCCCCAGUACGGCUCUUUUGUUUCCUGCUCACAAGAACAAUAACCAUACGCACGUUGGCUUAGGUCGGGUCUGUGCAACAGGAAUGUAGGCAAUUUUUGAAUUCAGCUUUUGUAAAGGUACCAGUCCAUUUUGCACGUGAAAUUUCGGAAAUUUCAAACCAGAAUUUCCGUUGUCAGUGGAAGGUGCCCAAAGUUGAUGGCUGUACCGUGUACAGGUACUUUGAGUUAAGAACUUGUACACUUCUAGAGGCCACUUUCUAAUGAAACUACUGUGUUGUUCAAGCCCUGAUACUGUUUGUUUAUAUCUCAGUAUGUGGUAGAUGGCUUAGAGGAAGAUGUUGUUGAUUAUGGUACAGUUGGAACAGGAGAGAAUAGAACAAAACUUCUUAAAAUCUUCAACCAUAAUCCUAUAGAGGUAAUGCAGGAUGAAAGUAGUAUUUUGACAACAUAGAAUAAUAAUUUCAACUGCAACACAUGACUGGCUAUGUUUUAAGAACAUUUCAAUAGACUAUAUCCUUGUCUAGCUUAUAUUUUGUACCAAAUGCGUUUUUUGUAAAGAGUACACAUUUUAGCCACUUAAUGUUGUAUAUGUUGUGGUUCAAUUUUAUCCUUGGUUUAAAUUUUAUUUUUCAUUGUUUCAAACUCAUUAUCAUACAUUAUCAUACCCAAACACAAAGGGAAAUAAAAUUUAAACCGAGGACAAAAUUGAACCACAACAUAUAUGUUAAGUAGAACCACUGUCAUUAAGCUUAAGAUUUUACUGACCCUUUAAGUCAUGCAGUUUUUGUAUAAACUAGUUUUGUUAUGACGCCAUUGCAAUAGCCAAAAACCAUAACAGUGAUUACUUUUGCAUUCACAGGUCACUAUCUACAGAAUAGAAUGCAGUCUUCAGUUUGCAAGAAUUAAACUGUUAGAAACUAAAUCUAAUAAUGAUAGCAAACUUUCCAGAGCCAACAACACUCAAUUGAAGACAGCUGACCAGACAUCAGAUGGGCAAACACAAGAUAGCAAGGUAACAGUUUCUUAUUACUAGAAGUCGUUGAAGGAUUGCAGACCUAAAGUGAACUAACCAUCUCAUUCUGAGACCAUGUUACGAGCAGAUUAUACUUGUCACUUUAACUUUUGAAACUGUGCACAAACUCCUUGGUGAACUGCUCGUAUUUUUCUGUAUUUUUGAAGGUAGAUUUUUAUGUAUUCAUUUCAGGUGUCCAUCAAACCUGGUUAUGUUGCUUAUUUUAAUGUAGAAGUUUUUGUCCCCAAGAAAGAGGGGCAGUACAUUGGGGAUAUAGAAAUGGAGACAGAUUAUGAGGUAGGGGAUGCAGUCUAAACUUAGUUAUACUACUACAUGAGAAAUUUCUGCAAUUUGAUUGGGUUAGAACAGUGGUAUUUCAGCUUAAUUUGAAAUAGCUACAUGUAAAAAUUACAAAAUGUUUGAGGGUAGUAGUAUAAACAAAUAAUAGCAUGAUUUGUAGUGAUAUUUGGUAUUAAUACCCUGAGUGAUAUUUCAAAAUUGUUGUACGUAAUUUCAUGAGCCGUCAGGCAAGUGAAAUUUGAGACAAUUUUGAAAUAUCACGAGUGGUAUUGGGGGUAUAGAAAUGGAGACAGAUUAUGAGGUAGGGUUGCAGGCUAAACUUAGUAAUAACUUUGUUAUUUUGUUUGAGUGCAAUACUUACUCGUCCUUCUGCCUUACAGUUGAGAUACUACAGUUUAAGGUCUCUUGAUAAAUAUUAUUAUGAUUUGAUAUACUAUAAUAUUAUUUAACAUAGAGUGGAAGCUGUCGUAAGUGGACACCCUUGAAACGCCAAAAAGGUGUCCUUAACUGAAGCUUGCCUCUUACGGGAAUGUAAGAAUACAGAGUUUGCAUGAGGGUUGAGAAAAAAGGGGUUUUGUGAAGGUGGCUGUAAGUAGAGCUGUCCACUUAUUUCAAGUAUCCAUUUGGAGAGGUUAUACUGUAGUACAGGGGUGUGAAUCCACUGGGGUAAAUGCCCCUUGCUUUUUUGGACAUUAUCGUGGAUUCUUUUACAUCCUACAACAGUCAGAUCAGUGAGCGCUGUGAGUGAGUGUUGUAAGGUGAGGCUGACAAUAUUUCAGCCUUAUCUAUCUCUGAGAAGGCUAGAGUGUCUAACCAUUUGCAUAUGUGGUCAGGGCAAAGGCAGCACAUUCUGGUGCAACAUCUUCUUUCUUUUAGUGGUAAAAAGGUAAAAAGAGUCAAUCCAGAUUUAAAUCAAUCAAUUCAAGCGCAGCAGUUUAAGUGCCAAUAUUAAUUUUCUGUACGGGUUGAAAUUUAUUCUUUAUUAUUUUUGUGUUUCAGACGCUAUAUAUUCCCCUUCACUUAAAAUCAAUGGACGGGAAAAUAGUUUCCUCUCCCACUUCACUUAUUUUCCAACCUGGAUUUCCAGUAAGUUGUGCUAACUGGAUGACAUUUUUUCGCAGCAGAUUAUCACUGUUAUUUCAGUAAAAUAGUGUUCAUUGGAGAUGGCUCAUGUAACUCUCAAGACUGUCUGAAACUGUGAACAAGUUUUGAGGCAGCAACAAUACAGGAAAAUUCUAGAAGAAAAAUAAUGAUUUUCUCUAGGAAAUACCAGGAAGCUAAGUUUAUGGGAGAAAUAAUUAAUUUUAUUGCUUGUAACAGAGGCAAGAUCAAGCGGUGGUGUGAACGGAUAAUAUUCAUCUUUCAAAUGUGCUGAUCUUCAAUUGCAAAUUAUGUUACCCAAACACAAUUUGGUUGUAAUAAAACGAAAGGAAACAAAGUUGUUAUGUGGUAUCUCUGUAUUAUAUUGGUGUAUGUCAACAAGGUAAUACAUGAUGCAUCUCUUUUGUUAUUUCCUAGGGUCAAAUUGUCAACUAUAGUCUCACACUUCUCAGUUCCUUUUCCAACACUCUGAGACUUGUUUCAGUCAAACCUUAUCCUUUGGAUGAUAAAUUUUCAUUUGAACCUUCAAGCUCCGAUGUACAGUUACUUCCAAAUCAGAAAGUCCAGGUUUGUGCUUCAUACAAGAGUUUUAAAGUGUGUGUUUUAUUGUUGAGUUAGUUUACAUAUGCUUGGUUCUAGAGUUAUGUAAGAGCCAACAAGUUUAGUUCAACACGAGUUGAGUUUUAUUUAUGGUCAACAAAACCAAGCCUACAACUUACUGCAUGAUCAUAAUCACUGUAUUUGCAAGCCAACUCCAGUGAUAUGCUAGCACUGAAAACUUAUCCCAUUGUGGUGGUGAAUUUUCUAGUUGCUUUUCAACUAAGUAAAUAAAAAAAAUAAAUGACUGUUUAUCAAAGAAACUCAUUGCAGCAAUACAUUGUACACAUGAGCCUGAAUUACAGAGCUACUUACAAUUGUAUAAUAAUGUGUACAAAUAUAGAUAAUAAAUCGCAAACCUGUGUAAAAAUUUAGUAACUAACAGCAACUAAUACUUAAAAGUAAUAAAAUCUUGAGCGGCUUGGUCUUACAAAUUGGGCGCAUUGUGGUACAUUGGGUGAUUCCAGAAAAUAUCCAUACCAUACCAUGGGCGGCAUCUUGGAAUUCUGAGGGAGAGGGGGGGUUUCUUGGACUGGAAUUCCGAAGACGUGGGGGGUAACACAGUUUGGAAUUCUAAAGGCAUGGGGGGGUGUUUCAGCUCUGAAUUCAGUGAAUUUCCAGAGGAAAGACGGCGAAAGCUCCGCUUGAAAUCGCUGACCUGUUAACAUUCCCAGUUUGUAAAUGAAGCACGAACCGACCACGGAAGAAGUAUGCGUUCAUGCAGAUGGGUUGUGCAGCAAGCUCCAUAUCAAAGAGUUGAUGAAUUAGUCAACUGAUUAAUAAAAAUAUAACCAAGUCGGUGUUCCUUGCCAAUUGUCGAUCGACGAUGUGUUGUUGUGUGCUGAAAACUCGCACCAGUCUCUCGUUUCCAAAUAGAACGCCUGACAGAUUUUCAAUAUGGCGGGUGACGGAAUAUUGAUCGUAAACUUAACUCUUGUCAGCGUUCACUGGUAUCAAUACGAUCUACUCCUGAAAAUAUGACGGUAUUGAAUGGAAAACAAAAAGUUCUAUUAGGUGGUAAGCAGCUUAAAGAUAAUGCUUAGAAGGAAUAGCUACGGUGUACUAACUUUAACAAACUUGAGUUGCUUGAUCGUCUGACUAAAAAUUGUGAACAGAAUUCUUUUGCAGAGGGAAAAAGGGCAAGUUUCUCGUUCGUCUGAAGAUUUAGGCAGACGAAGAGGAAUUCCAAAGGGUCUGAAACAAAAGUGGAAAAUUCCGGAGGGGAGGGGGGGUUAGCGAUUUUGGAAUUCGGAGGGCAAGGGGGGGAUAAGCAUUUUGGAAUUUCCGAGGGCAAGGGGGGGUUAAAAUACUCAUGCCACCCGUGGUAGGGUAUGGAUAUUUUCUGGAAUCACCCAUUGUAGAUAGCUCCUGACCCUAGAUGAUAAUUAUGCUGAACUUCGUCCAGUUUAGGGAGAAUGAAGUGUAAUGGUCGAACCAAAUUUGUCUGUUUUCCGACAGCUCAAGGCACUGGGUUGCUCUAUUUAAGCUUUAACUUUGUGCUUCUAAGAAAAAUAAUUAUCGCCUAGGGAGCUCAAACGCUAUGAACCUCUGAAAUCAAGGGUGCACUGCAUUUAAGUUUGCUGAAAUCACUAAAUCAUGUCUCCACGAGGCAACUGUACACUGCUAAAGCUCAUUCCUUGAGGUGUCCCCUCUCCCCUUACUUAAAGUAGUGUAGUCCAGGAAGGCAGAAUGACUAUACUUCUAUUUUUAUUUUCCUUGUUUCCAGGUUGGACAAUUAUUUUAUAAUCCAAUGAAAGGCUGCAAAAAUCAUUGCUAUACAGGCAUAGAAGAAGGUAAGGAUACUAUCUAUCUUGUCCUCUAUUAGUGGAUUAAGGGUAUUAAUCCUUGUUUGAAGCUCACAGUUUACUGGACUUUUGACUUCAUCCACAACUUUGAUACUCAUCUUUUACAUCAUCAUUAAUUGACACUACUAAUAGGGAAGUGCUGGAUUACAGUUUUCACUGAAAGGUUGUUUUUGGUUUGCUGGAAACCAGAUAUUUGUUUGUCUCACAGUUAACCUUUGGUUAAACUGGGGCUUUUAUUAUAACAAAAAAAAAGUAUUCCACAUUGCAUGUAUUUGUAUCUGAAACUGGUUCAUAGUCAAAGAAAAGGGAAAAUGUGUAAAGGAUAGCAUUUUAUCAGCGACAAAAACAGGAAGUUAUGCUAUCAAGCUAAAUAUUGAUUUGAUAUUAUUGUUUUGCAGGUGAAAAGUGGUUGUCAAGUUUUUCAUUGCCUCCAAAUAUUGGGGAAAUAGAUGGCCGACUAAUGGAAAAGAAUCAAAAGAUGUUCUCUUCUUUAGAACGUGCAGGAAAACUUAAGUAAGUUAUCAAUAUUGCCUGAUAGUAAAAAAAAAACACAGACUUGCUGGCUCAGAAAUUUAUUUAUCCACAUUUGGUGAUCAAUGACACUCUAUCUUUGUAAAUGGAUUUUUGGAAAAUUGAAAUGACUUUCGGCCAGAUGUUAGAGAAUGGACUCUUGGGCAAAGUGAUCAUGAAAUUUAUUUUCUUUGCUCAGUAUAUUCACAAACAAAAUAACUCUCUCUUCUUGUUUUUCUUUUACAGAUUAAAUAUAUCUUUUAUAGUAGACACAGAUAUAGUUAAAGGAUUUCGAAUCCCAGCACAAGCAAGCCUCUUGUGGCCAUCAUUUUCAUCUGACAAACCCGUCAAGUUUCCUCUCACUCAUCUUGGGAACUCCUCAACCAAGUUUAUCAUGCUUGAGAACCCAGCAGAUGUACCAGUCGUGGCCCAAAUUGUUCCAUUCUCUAUAUACCCACAAGCUUUGUGGGAUUUGUUAGCUGAUAGGUAAGGAGUUUCAGUUCAGUUCUGAGUAGAACCGCGGCAGUCUAUAACUGUGGUCUGGACAGUUUGUCUUUAUAUUUUGCGUGAAAAUAUUGGUGGUUAAGUGGAACCGGAACCAGAUAGAUGUUAUUCAAAGUACUGUUAAAAAUCCUUAACCUGGACACUCUCAGUCUAAGAAAAAUUGAAGGGGGCCCAUUGUUCUAAACCUGUUAAAUCAAAAGGUGCCCAGCAUAUUUUGAAGAAACUAAGAUUUUCUAGUCAUCCGGGAGCAAAAUUUAGGUGCCUGGGGCCACUGAAUAUUGCUAGAGCAUAGCCUUGAUGCUAUGGGGACAUCGUCUAGUGUUCGUCACAGAGGUGUCAUUAUUAUAGCCAGUAGGGGUUGUAUGAAGUUCCGUAUUGUCAGGGCCAGAAGGGAGUGUUAUAGAGAACUUGGUGUACGACUGGGGUUUUGAAUAUAUUUUCUAAAUAAACAGGUUCUCAGUUAUGGUCUAAUCAAGUUACUUAGGACAUUUAGAAAUGAUGAGCUUAAAGUUGUGGCGAGAUGUGGUGGCUGAGUCUGGUAUAAGACAGUGAAUUUGUGCCUAGCACUGUUUUCGGGUUUUGUCUAACAGAUGUACUAAUGUAUUUCUCUGCGCAGGUUUGAUACAGAAGCUUUUGGAUUUGAUCCUGGUGAAAGUACUUUUUCAAUUCCAACAGAUGAGGUAUGCCACGAUUGUCACUUUUCAGGGAAUAAACUGGCAAACUGAAUUUCUUAUAAGAGUGUUUGUUGCUAACCCUCUCCACACCCAACAUUUUGUUCUUAGGGACUUGGUCAAGUAGAUGCACCCUUGUUGUUUUCUAAUUUUAAACAAUCACCCUAGCCUGCUUUGCAAUAGCCUGCCCCAGGCUCUGAGAUAGUCGGGUCCAUGCAUGAAAUUAAGAAAUUGCAAACACGCCCACCUUUCCCAGAUCACUUUUUGCAUGCCUUUCACUUACACAUCAUCCCUGCUAUCUGAGAGCCUGAAACAGGCUAGCUUUGCAGAUGUAACAUAACCCUGGCUUGUAACAUAUGUGAAUCAGUGCUGAGGUCCUUGUUCCAGGUCCCCAACAGGCUCAACGAAUUACCAGUAGUUUGUUUCAAAUUUUCCUUCAACCUGAUUGGCAAGUGAACAGUGGCUUUUUAACAGGCCAACCACGGCGAUUGGUACACAGGUACCCAGAACAAGGAUUUUGAUGCUGGUUUGCUGAUGGACUUAAGCAGAGGUUUAAUUUUGUCUUUGGGGUAUCCUCCUUCCUUUUGUUCUUCAGCUCUGAAUGGUUAUUUUGGCUUUUCAGUUAACAGUGCUGUAGUCGUCUAAAAAUGUGCAAUGUCAUAACUUUCAACCCGUUUUCAUUGUUGUUUCAGUGUGAUUCUUCCAUUUCAUCCACAUCAGUGUUGGAUGAUAGAACAGUUCCUUCUCCUGGGACUGUGGUAACUGUUAUAAAGCCACGCUCCUCUGUUAGGAUACCUGUCAAGUUUCAUCCAAGAGAUGAACGUCUAAGAACAUCUGUAGUCCUGAUAAGGUAACGCUCUUUUUAGUCUUUAUCUUCUGUACUUGUUUCUUGAACAUUAGCUUAACCUGCUGUGACCCUUUGUGCAAAUUCAAAUAAUUCUGGUGCUUCUGAAACAGUUACUCUCUUUACAAUAAUUAUUAUCAUUUUAAAAGGCAGUUCAAGAGUUUUUUUGAUUACCGUUAAGCACUGACAAAACUGAUAAGGGUUGAGCACUGCAAAUAGUGAUUAGGAUUAAGCACUGACCAUAACGAUUAGAGUUAAGCCCUGAGAAUAGGAAUUUGGGUUAAGCAGUGACUUGAAACAGUUAGCUUCUAUUUAGGGUUAGGGCUGUUGCCGUAUAUGUAUAGUUUCAACUUAAACCUCAACAGCGAAUCUUCAGUGUUGUAGGGGAAGAGUUGAUGGACAGCAAACACUAUACUCCAGGUUUGAUUCUUACUAAUGUUGCUUUGAAUUAUGAGGCUGGCACUUUCAUGAACAUUUACUGAACAGAAAUGUUUUCAAGAGACUGAAAAAAGUACUAUGUGUGUAAACUUCGUAAGGUGUUUAAAUUGAUUCUCGGUGAUGGUAUUUGUUUGCAGGAACAAUCUCACCGUUUUAGAUGGCAUUGUAGUGCAAGGACAAGGAGCCCGGGGCGAGUUUACUUUGAACGGGAAGAGACCUGGGCCCCACAGUACCUUACUGUUUGAAAUUAAACCCAGUCAGCUGGCCGAGUGCCACAGUAAGUCAGUGCAUGCUCAUAGUAGACUUAUUUUAAAAUUUUAGAAUUAAGGUGGUAAAAGCAUUCUUACACAGUGUUUUGAUGUUGCCAUGGCAUCACGCUCAAGUGACAAAUGUGUUAGGUAAAUGUUUUCCGUCUGGUUCACCUCGCACUGUAUAUAUUCAAUCAGUUUGAAUUUCUAUUUUUUUUUUCUCGCAUUGUCGUGGUCUCUUCGAAGGAUUGUGUUUUACAUUUCCUGUAUCGCUCUUGUGGGCAAUAUUUUCUUCUUAUAUCUCGUUGGAAAUGCGUGGUUACUCCUAAUUGUCUUUGUGGAUUUCUUACUGAAACCUUUUCUACAUUUCCGCAAAAGUCCACUGUAUAUUUCACCAUUGCAUUAUGUCGCACAGUUUUAAAGAUGUUUUUUCGUGUUUUUGUAAUUGUUUUUCAUUAGAAGAAGCCCCUCGAUCACGGUCGUUGCCGUCAUUAUCAGUAAUGAAGACAUUAACAGCCACCAAUCCUGGACAGCUGGCUGUGUUUAUCAGCUCACUUAGUAUCAAUGGCUAUGAGUGUGAGGGAUAUGGCUUUAAAAUCAUGAAUUGCAAGUCUUUUGUCCUCAAGCCUAACACGUCGAGGAAGAUUGAAAUCACGUAAGUGUGGUCUAACCACAAUCAGUUGGCAAAGUAACAGUGGUUCGUUACCCUUUUGAGAUUAGUCUCUUGAGCUAGCUUCGUUUGUUUUCCAUUUCACAGCAUAUGGUGUUACCCCUGGUCCCUCCUCCUGUCGAAUUUUAUCCUAUUCAAUGUGUUUAUGAACGAGACGAAGGCGAAAUUACUUUCCUUUUGAGAACUUAACGCGACCGGAAGUGGGUCGUCUGGAGACAACAGCAAGUUAUCUCUACAAAGCUAUUUAUCGUCGUAACACAUCCUUUUUUACCGUUUCACCUCUGUGCUUGGUAUAUUCUAUAAUUUUUGUUUCGUUAUUAACAGUAGAUCACGUUUUUUAUCUUUUUAGGUUUACACCCGAUUUUUCAAUGUCCAGAGUAACUCGGAAACUGGAAGUCAAAACCACUUUAGGACCUGUAAUGGAGUUUACACUAGUAGCGACAAUCCCUACCCACCUCCUUCCACUGUGUGCGUCUUCCUUGGGACAUAAUUCCUGGGAGCCUAUCUUGCGAGGAGCCGUUGUUUUUCUCAUGGGCGUUGUCUUCUUGGGGGUUGUUAUCGCUGCUUAUGCUGAGGCGCGUAAACUCGCGUUUCUUUCGCAUCCUGAAGUGCAGCUUUUACAGAUGAAAGAGGAAGAUCGAGGGCAGAUAUUUGACUUGAAUGCGAUCGCUGGGGUCAAAAAGAACAAGUGAGUCCUACUUAACUCUCUCCAGAGAGACCAACAUCAAUUUUCUCCUAACAGUAUCCAUACAUCCUCAGGAGAAAUGGUUAUGAGAAUAAAAGAAAUGAUCAUCAAACUAAUUCUGUAAGGAAAUGUAUGGAGAUAAGUUUGGGGAAUUUAUAUGUGCGUAUUGGGGCUUUAACUCGUCUCUGAUUGUAUUAACUGGACUUCUUACAUGUCAUGUCUGGUCACUCAUGAUACCUUUUAAAUGAAGAAAUAUCCUUGGUUUUUGUUUUCCCAUACUUUGGUGUUAACUUUGCUUUACAUUUUCAAAGUUCUAGCCUGCGUGGCUGCCUCGUGGCUAGCGUUCAAAAGGGAAAGGAAAGUGAAUUUGGGCGCGAGCCCUACCGUCCCCCUUUCGCGUCGUCCGCGCUUCUCUCGCGCUCGAAAUGCCCUUCCGGUUUCCUUUCAAGCGCCUGCCAAGCAGGCUAGAAAUAUCCACCCGAGUCUUAUAAAAGUCCUGGGAAAGUGAUGUCUUAGCUCUUGUGGUAGGAAACCUGUUCGACGUCUUGACUGGGCAGUUGGGAGCGUAAGCAACGAGGACGGCGACGUCAACGAGAGCGGCAAGAAACCAAUAGGUUUAGAUUAGCAAAACAACUCUUCACCUGCAGCACGCUUUUUUGUACAUUUCUUUACAGUCACUGCACGACUACGACGUGAGGACGGGAACACAAGUCAACGACUUUCUUUUUCUUUUUCUGAACUUCGGUAGAGUCUUGCAACCCCUGAAAAAAUUGCCAACAUUUGACGAAUUCACCGAAAUGGAAUAAGGGCGAUAGAAUUUCAAGCAGCGGGUUUUCACUUCAGUUUUCGCGACGUUUUCGUAGCCGUCGCCGUCGUCGUUGCCUAAGGUCCCUAGUGCUUUGUCCCGGGUUUUUUCAUGUGCAGUAAUUCUUUUCUAUAUCUGGUGUCUCUAGGAUUCCUGUAAAAGACGAACCAACAGUGGGGCAAAAGAGAUCAAGAAGAGACACACGUGACAGUAGAGAAACAACGCCGGUAAUGGCGGACAGACCUUCUGGCAGUGACCACACAACUAAUGCAAGCUUAGGCAAUCAUUCACCUACAAAUAAUAACAUAAAAACACCAUCAGCUAGCGCGACACGACAAGAUACUACCGGGACUCGAAAUCGAAAUGCAAGAACUGAUGCAUCUGGGAAAAAUCAGUCAAACACGCUUGAAAAUUGGGACUUCAGAGGUGCUAGGUCAACCAGCCCUCCUCUGGAGAGUAAAACAAGUUCUGGCAUGAAAGAUAGCAAAUUAAAAAAUGUAGCGGUAGUAAAGAACCCAACGGACGCUGUAGGAAACUCAAGUCGAAAGGUUACUGAAGCAAAGAAAGCAACCACGGACGAGGGCAAAAGAACGGAGAGAAGCAAAUCCUACCCUGAAAAUCUUAAUGACGAAAUUAUAAGUGUAGUUGUUCCAAAUAAGUGUGAGUCAGCACCCAAAAGAGAUUUGAAAGACUCUAAAGAACCAAAGGGAAAACAGAAACGAAAGUUAAAAGCUUUGAACAGGAAAGAUGAGAAGGACAAAAAAGGAAAGACGAAAGAAAGUACAACAGCCAAGACCAAGGACGAUGAAGGUGCCAUGUCUGAUGACAGUUGUAGCGAUGGAUCGUCAGACAAGUCUGUACCUGAAGUCAGGAUACAACAGCCAUCAAAAGAAGGAAACAGAACUCAUCAACUGGCCAGUGCUAGUCGAGAGACUGUGGACAGUGGGAGUGGAAAAGACAGAGGAAAGAACCGUAAAAAUGGGACAGAGAAUGCAGGUGCGAAACCCAAGAAAGGAGACGGCCAGUCAGCGAGCAGCGUCGGGCGACCAAAGAGUUUAGAUGUUCCAGCCAAGAACCAGAACGUUGGACAACACGGCAAGAGUCAAAACAACUCGAACCAUCUUGAGAGCGCAAAGACAAGCGACAUGCAGCAUCCAGGCGCAACUUCACCUCAUGCCAUCGCUGCGGCUGUCAUGUCACUGGCGUUGGGCAAGAACGUGCAGGCGCCAUCCAAAGAGAACAGCUUUGACGAGCAUGAACUCAGCAAGAGGAAAGCGUACACUAAGACAUCUUCGUUGUGUACCAAUCUGUCGGACUCGCCUCCUCCCACCUCUCCCACCCAGCUCAGCGGAAGUAGCCGGAGUAGUAGUUACAGCAGUAUUGUUAGCAGUGACAGUUCAAAUGGUACGGAGCAGGUGAAACAAUCAGGAAGAAAGGGAAACAAGUUACGUGUUAAGACCACUAAGUCUCUACCCGUGGAGGGCGGGACUAGUCCUACUUGGACCUCUGCAGGUAACACGAUAUGAAACAUCAGCGUAAUUAAUUCUGUUAGGUUAGGUCACACAUAGCCUGCGACAGACCCUCCUCCCCUCAGGAAAAACCCCUUCUCCGAUUUUUCCUCAGGGAAGAGGGGAUCUGUAAACAGGUUAGGUCACACAGGCAAACUUCCCGUUCACAGAAAGUUGUGUGAACAAACUGCCAGGAGUAAAAUAUCCCGCACGUUAAUUCUCCCUCAGUUUUUUUUUUCCGCAAUUGUCGCAAGAAAUACACGAAGCUCAUAAGGUUAAUGCAGAAAUUCAUUUCUUACAAGGCAGUUGUUUUUCUUCCAUUUGUCCUAAAACGUUAACACCAUUUUUUUUGGCAGUUUUGCGAAUUUGCUUCUCUUUUGAGAGAAAAUACAUUAGUUUUGUCUAGAGCAAAAGUUGACGCAUAUAUAUCUGGAUGUAGCCAACAAGAAGCGAGAUGGUGUGAAUGGAUUUGUUUUUAUGAUGGAAUUGUGUUCAAUGUUCAAUUUUCCUCUCUGUUAGGUGGCAGAAAAUCUGGUAAAACAGGAGAAGACCUUGGCCUAUCCAACCUGAGACGCAGCCCCUGGGCCCUCCCUUCAGAGCCCCCGUUGGCACGCCGCAGCCCUGUGGGUGAGAGACCAGAUAGAAUUGUUUCUUCCCAUUAUUUGCCGACUUCCCGCUCGCCUUUACUAGACAGUCAUCCUUUCCGACGUAACAGCCUAAAGAAACAGUCCUCGUUAGAGGAGAAGGUGCGUCCGUUUGACCUAAGUGAUUUGGGAUUGUCCGAUAGUGGUGCGACGCGCAACAGAGGUUACCCAACUGGACAUGCUAAUCUGUGGAAGACCAACGACAAAUGCUUCAACAACCCCGACAGCCUUUUCAGCUCAUCUUCACUUGCAGCCGAUGACCAGUUUCACGGCAAGAGCACGUGGCCUUCGAACAACUGGGUGAAUUUCUUGGAUGCUAGUAAUGUCAACGGUGGUGCCGUGAACAGCAACAAAACCAUGGCCGAGAUCUGGGAUGCAGGGCAGUCGCCUCUUGACAGUGAUGGAUGGUCUAUUUAUCCCCCUACUGCCUCUCCCGUUCCUCCUGCCAGUUCUGAGGCUGAUGCCGUAGAUGCUUUGUUCAGCCAGAUGCCCGCUGACUGGUCCGGUGCAGCUGCGGGGCCCAAGUCUCCGUUCAGCACUCAAGAAGUGACCUGGACCCCACCACCUGAUGUCUCCUCUAUCUGGAGUAGUGGAUACUUGGUGCCAAGCUCCACAGCAGAGCCCCUUCCCACCUCAUCCACAGCUUCGUAUGUACCCUACACGGUGCAGCCACCGCAGAACCAAGAGUCUCCUGUCCAGCCCUCCUUUGAGCCUCUGGGCUCCCUGGGGAGUAGCAUCUGGAAUCCUACUGGUGUUACAUCUACUUGGUCCUCCACCUCAGAAUAAGAUCAUCCCAAGUGCUCUUCAAACGUCUUUUACUAUAAAUUUGAUACUUUUCCUUUGCAUGAUAUCAUAAAUUUUGUAGCCUGAAAAAACAGCCGACAUUUCUCGACGGCACCACCGGUCUCCCCUUCAAAUGGUAUCUUAGGAACGAGUGGUGGCGUGGCGAAAUGUCGGUUGUUUUCUCAGGCUAUUAAUAGAGAGCUUUAGAUUCAAGGACGACUACUACUACGAGUACGAGAUUUUCUCAAUACAAAGUCUUGCACGCUCGGGAGCCAGCGUCAUUUUGGCGGGAAAACGUGAUAGCCGUCGUCAUCCUACAACGAGUUUUAGCUCGAAUGUCACGGUGGCGGGAACAAGUUAUCAAAUGUUACAAGUUUUAUCAUUCUACUAUCGGGAGACGGCUUAACCACUUAAAUAACCGUACUAACUUU
This is a messenger RNA of Porites lobata, 25113 nucleotides long. The record is from the annotation of a GenBank genome assembly. NCBI's taxonomy places the organism in Eukaryota, Metazoa, Cnidaria, Anthozoa, Scleractinia, Poritidae.